CUGUUUUGCUUUGUUCCCUCCUGUCCAGGAAGGCGAUGGAGGGGCUGUUGGCCCUUAGUGACGAUGGCUGUUCUCCCAUUUCCAUCCAGCAGAUGGCCUACGUGGCUGGCCUAGGCUUCGGGCUCAUGAGCGGGGCCUUCUCCAUGAUCAACCUGCUGGCAGACUCCCUUGGACCGGGCACGGUGGGCAUCCACGGGGACUCCGAGCUCUACUUCCUGACUUCAGCCUUUAUGACGCUAGCCAUGAUCCUUCUGCACACCUUCUGGGGAAUCAUCUUCUUCCACGGCUGCGAGACCCGGCGGUGGUGGGAAGUCGGCGCGGUUGUGCUCGCUCACCUCGUCGUCUCUUGCCUCACCUUCUGGAAUCCGUUUUACGUGGGCAGCCUCCUCCCCGCCUACCUGAUCAUGGCAGCGGCAGCAGUGUGGGCCUACCUGCUCUCCGGGGGCUCGAAGCAGAACCUGCGCCACUUCCUCUUAUGCCUGCGGAGUGGGGUGAUGACACAGCCGGGAUCCUGAGCCCUCUGCGCCCCGCAGCUGCCGUGCCUUCAGAAGCGAUUCUCAGCCUCGCAGGGGCCAACAUGUGGGGCCUGGGAUCAAGGGGAGACGGGACUUGCACCCCCAACCGCUUUUGGGGACCACUGUGUUGAGGCUCUUGGGCGCCUGCCCCCAAACCACAGGAGGCCCUGCAGCCCUCCCGAAUUCUGCUGGUGGCUGCCCCCCAGUCUUGGGGAUCAGGAAGCGGGAGGGGGAGGGGAGGAGGUUUCUGGCAGGCGUGGGGCUGGGCCUCUGCUUGUUUCUGCUGUGCGCCCCUGGAGAGCCCCCUGGAAGGUGCGGGGCCUUGCCUGGCGCGCCAGAGGCGGGCUUCCCCCCACCGGCCCCUUGGCUUUAUGGCUGGCAAAGCAGCUCUACACGCCGAUACGAAUAAAGGAAGCCUGGACAAGG
Messenger RNA from Varanus komodoensis (Komodo dragon), 941 nucleotides. RefSeq names its product gamma-secretase subunit Aph-1b-like. The transcript has 5 exons. Gene Ontology annotation, cellular component: endoplasmic reticulum; gamma-secretase complex; membrane. Gene Ontology annotation, biological process: positive regulation of catalytic activity; Notch signaling pathway; Notch receptor processing. The record is from RefSeq and is a predicted model, not a curated record. NCBI's taxonomy places the organism in Eukaryota, Metazoa, Chordata, Lepidosauria, Squamata, Varanidae. Gene Ontology annotation, molecular function: protein-macromolecule adaptor activity. The coding region runs from base 36 to 515 and encodes 159 amino acids.